This is a messenger RNA of Seminavis robusta, 1527 nucleotides long. Lineage: Eukaryota; Bacillariophyta; Bacillariophyceae; Naviculales; Naviculaceae. The record is from the annotation of a GenBank genome assembly.
AUGACAUCGACCUUGGGGAGGACAAGAUGGCAGCGUUGCGUUGUCCAGCUGACAAAUGCUAAAAGAAUUCCACGCCGAAGCCAGCAUACCCAAGGAUAUCAAUCUGUGGGAUCCUUUCACUCCGAUGAUCUUGGAAUGCUCAUGUCGUUAUCAGACGAAGAAUACCAAGCCCCACCCUUACCGGUUGCCGUCGAAGCUGCAAACGAAAAAUCACCAUCUUUACAGGAGGAUGGAUCCGAUUUUUUGCUGGAUCGAGAAAAUUGGACAUUUCUUAAUCAUGGGGCCUUUGGUGCUGCCUUGAAAGUUGGCCAUCGCCGUGCAGAACUCUGGAGAUGGCACCUGGAGCAGCAACCGCUUCGUUACUUUGACAGAGACCUUUUGCCCAAUCUGGCAUAUGCCACGAGGCGGUUGGCGGCCUUUUGCUCGGAGAGCCGCAACAAUUCUGACAAGCAAGCUAGGGUACGGCAAGGCAUUACUCUCAUCCAGAAUGCCACGGCUGGAUUGAAUUCUGUGUUGAAAGGAUAUCGAAGAGUGUAUGGACCUGAUUCCCGCGUAAUUCUUUGGGAUACUAGCUAUGGGAGUCUCAAAAAGCUUGCGGCCCACGUCUUUGAGCCCCAUCAAAUAAUCGAGAUUCCCUUCCAGAGCACAUACAUGAGUCGGUUUGCUGAGAACGAUCCACACCAAGUAUUCUUGGAGGCUUUGGACGACACAAUUCACCGACACGAUUGUGCCACAAUCGGCCACUGUCUUCUAGUUCUUGACCACACUACAUCCAACACUGCCAUCAACAUGCCCAUCGAAGAAAUCGCAUCACACGUUAAGCAAACCUACGACAACAUACAGGUAGCGGUGGAUGGUGCACAUGGAUUAUUGGCUCAAAAGGUCGAUUUGGAAGCCUACUGUGGCCCUGGAGGUACUACUUCUAACAAUAUCGACUAUUACGUGGCGAAUGGACACAAAUGGCUCUCCUGUCCACGUGGUGUGGGAAUGCUAUUCUGUCCGGAUGCCGACCUUCGGGAAACAGUCCUGGCGGAACCAGCCAUUAUUUCGCAUGGCGUUGACGAAACUGACUUGCUGAGUCGAUUUGUAUGGGAUGGAUGUCGAGACUAUGCGGCUGCCUUGGCACUGCCAGCUGUCUUGGAUUACUGGGAGGCUCGCAAUGUAGAUUCGGUACGGUCGAACAUGAAACAUUCGCUGGUGGAGGGGAUACAAUGUCUAGCAGAUCACUGGCAUGAUUCCAGUUGCGGAGAAACUGACUGGUUGCGAGCAGGGAUCACGCUAGUCCCCACAAGCUUGUUAGGACCAAUGGCUCUGGUUCGGCUUCCCAGAAUCAUUUGUGGAAGUCCCACUGACAUCAAGACAUCAAAGGAGGCCAAGGAGAUCCAAGACUUUCUAUUUGAUCAUCACAUUGAAGUCCCCAUCAAAUGCAUUAAUGGAGAGCUCUUUGUGAGAGUGUCUUGUCAUGUGUACAACGAGGUGGCUGAAUUUGACAGACUUGCCAAAGUCAUCCUCACUUUUCCAAACUAA